Molecule: messenger RNA, 285 nt
Organism: Laccaria bicolor S238N-H82
Lineage: Eukaryota; Fungi; Basidiomycota; Agaricomycetes; Agaricales; Hydnangiaceae
Exons: 1
Coding region: 1-285 (94 amino acids)
Source: RefSeq, a predicted model, not a curated record
AUGGCGGAAGGAGAUGGCGCUCGUCCCGGCCCUUCCAAUCCUCCAAAACUUUCCUCCCGCCUCUAUCCCCAAUUCCAAUUCGAUUGCCGCGUCUUCCACCUCAACUGUCUCUCCCCCCACUUCAACUCUAUCAACCCUUCUUCCCUAGCCUCAUCCAAACUUCCCGGUACGCCUCGGACAACAUACACUCUGCCUCGUCAUUUCCGCGUGAUCGCCACGCGAAGUCCUUCCUCCACUGUCAGAAUCGACAUGUUUGAUGCUAGGUGGGGGCGCCCGCGCGCCUGA